ACUCCACAGGAAGCACUUCAUUGAACCAUUGAGGCAUUGUGGGUAGGCGGAAAAAGGCUCAAAAAGAUACGCGAAAGCGACAAACGCACGUUGCAUAGUCGCAUUAGAAAACCAACAAAAAGGAAGAAAAUAGUUCUCAAGACAGAAUCGAGAGAAACGGUUGAAAAAUGUCCAUUGGCGUACCCAUCAAGGUCCUGCAUGAGGCAGAGGGUCACAUCGUGACCUGUGAGACCAACACUGGAGAGGUGUACAGAGGCAAGCUGAUCGAGGCUGAGGACAACAUGAACUGCCAGAUGUCCAAUAUCACUGUGACCUAUCGUGAUGGCCGAGUGGCACAGUUGGAACAAGUGUACAUCCGUGGCAGCAAGAUCCGCUUCCUGAUCUUACCUGACAUGUUAAAGAAUGCUCCUAUGUUAAAGAGUAUGAAGAACAAGAACCAGGGAUCAGGCGCAGGAAGGGGCAAGGCAGCCAUUCUCAAAGCACAAGUGGCUGCAAGGGGCCGAGGCCGUGGUGGAAUGGGAAGAGGCAACAUCUUCCAGAAGAGGCGAUAACUGCUCCAACUGUGUUAAGAUUGUUGCGUUGUAUAGUCUUUUUUUUGUUUUGUUUUUUUGAUUUUUGUCUUUGGAAUGGACAUGUUUUGUUUGCUAGCUUUGCUAGCUUUGCAAGCUUUGCAGUUUUUUAAUGAAAAUAAACAUAUUUCAAUUUGA
Molecule: messenger RNA, 707 nt
Organism: Thunnus maccoyii (southern bluefin tuna)
Lineage: Eukaryota; Metazoa; Chordata; Actinopteri; Scombriformes; Scombridae
Gene: snrpd3l
Product: small nuclear ribonucleoprotein D3 polypeptide, like
Exons: 4
Coding region: 168-551 (127 amino acids)
Biological process (GO): RNA processing; spliceosomal snRNP assembly
Cellular component (GO): U4 snRNP; precatalytic spliceosome; catalytic step 2 spliceosome
Molecular function (GO): RNA binding
Source: RefSeq, a predicted model, not a curated record